AUGUCAUCUACUAUGAAUGACGAUGAAUUUAACGUUCAAAAAAGUAAAUUUUCGGCGUAUGAUCGUCUUAGUUGUGAAAAUUCUCCUAUGAAUAUGUCACCAUGGAACCAAAGUUGUAAUUUAAAUGCUAUAAAUGAUGAUGAUGAUGAUGAUGACGAUGCUACGAAAAAUAAUCAUAAAAUUUGUUUAAUUGGUUCACUUGUACGUGAAGAAGGACAUAUUUAUUCUUUAGCUACAAAAAAUGAUCUUCUUUAUACAGGUUCUGAUAGUAAAAAUAUACGUGUAUGGAAAGAUAUGAAGGAAUUUUCAGCUUUUAAAUCAAAUAGUGGACUUGUUAAAGCUAUUAUUAUUUCUGGAGAUAAGAUAUUCACCGGUCAUCAAGAUGGAAAAGUUCGUGUUUGGAAGGUACAACCUAACAACCCUAGUAGUUUCAAACCUGCUGGAACUCUACCAACAUUCUUUGACAUUUUCAAGGCUUCAAUUAGGCCAAGCAAUUACUUCAUGUCAGCAAAACACAACAAAGCUUCAAUUUGGAUCAAACAUUGGGAUGCAAUAUCUUGUUUAAGCAUGGACCAUAAUCAUGGCCUAUUAUACUCUGCAUCAUGGGACAGAACAUUCAAAGUAUGGAGAGCAGACAGUUCAAAAUGUCUCGAAUCAGUUAAAGCACACGAAGACGCUGUUAAUUCAGUCGUAGCUAGUGCUGAUGGCGUUGUCUAUACCGGUUCAGCUGAUGGUACUGUCAAGAUAUGGCAAAGAGAGUUCACACCAAAGACGAUACGACAUGUUUUGGUUCAAACACUUUUGAAUCAGGAGUGUGCUGUGACUGCUUUAGCAGUUAACAAGUCUGGUUCUGUUGUGUAUUGUGGUUCAUCAGACGGUGUUGUGAACUUUUGGGAAAAAGAGAAGAAGAAUUGGACACAUGGUGGUGUACUAAAGGGUCAUAAGUUGGCUGUGUUGUGUCUUGAAUCAGCUGGGAAUCUUGUGUUUAGUGGAUCAGCAGAUAAGAACAUUUGUGUUUGGAGAAAAGAAGGUUGUGUUCAUACAUGUUUGUCUAUGUUGACAGGACAUAAUGGACCUGUGAAAUGUUUGGCUGUUGAACAGGAUAAAGAGUCAACAACAAGUGAUAAAAAAUGGGUACUUUAUAGUGGGAGUCUUGAUAAGUCUGUCAAAGUUUGGAGUGUUUCUGAAAUGGCACCAAUUAUGCACAAUGGAGAUAUUCAAUAGAUGUUGCAAUUUGUCUAUGUUGCUUAGACUCUGAAA
Molecule: messenger RNA, 1260 nt
Organism: Solanum stenotomum
Lineage: Eukaryota; Viridiplantae; Streptophyta; Magnoliopsida; Solanales; Solanaceae
Product: protein JINGUBANG-like
Exons: 2
Coding region: 1-1224 (407 amino acids)
Molecular function (GO): protein binding
Source: RefSeq, a predicted model, not a curated record